Molecule: messenger RNA, 1176 nt
Organism: Drosophila kikkawai
Lineage: Eukaryota; Metazoa; Arthropoda; Insecta; Diptera; Drosophilidae
Product: putative gustatory receptor 36c
Biological process (GO): male courtship behavior; chemosensory behavior; sensory perception of taste
Cellular component (GO): dendrite; neuronal cell body; axon
Molecular function (GO): sweet taste receptor activity
Source: RefSeq, a predicted model, not a curated record
AUGGUUCACUGGGUCCAUUUGCUGCUAAAAUCUUCCUACUUCUACGGCCUUGUCAUUGGAGUUUCCAACUUUGAGUUCGACUGGCGGACAGGACGCAUCUUCACAACCGCCAGGAGCACCCUGUAUGCGAUCGUAAACAACGGCAUCAUUGUGCUGCUCCUGGUCGUCUAUAUGCAUGGGGGUUCCGAUUUCGCUGCUCGCCUUUUUAAGGCAAAUAAAUUGAACGAAUAUGUUGUCAUAAUCAUGACUGGACUGAGGAUCGCUGCAGGAGCCCUCACGGUUUUCAGCCGGUGGAGCCAGCGGUGCGAGCUAAAGAAACUUGUCAGAAAUGUGAUUAGCCUGGUGCAGGCCAAGCCGCAGUUGCUCCAAAUGUCCCGAUGGGGUAUUCUCAUCAAAAUCUUUACGGGCUCUGUGACAGACCUGCUGCAUAUGGCCAUUACUUUCGAUCAAAUCAGUGUUGUAGAAUCCAGGCUUUUCGUGGGCUUAUGUCUUCAGUUCUGGAUGGCAGCCCUUUUGAAUUUGGCACUUUCGCAGCACUUUCUAGUGCUGCUUCUCGCUCGAGCACAAUAUAAUAUGGUCAACACGGAGCUGCGACAGGUGAUCGAUGAGAGCAGGCACCUGAGCAACCAUCGCCCACGAAAUGGCACCCUUAUGUCCAGGUGUUGCCACCUUGCAGAUAAGUUGGAGGAUAUGGGAAAAGUCCAGAGUAAGCUGCAGGCGAUUAUUAGCCAAUUGGGAGAGAUAUUUGCCUUUCAGGGUAUAAUGGUUUAUGCCGGGUACUACAUAACCUCGGUGGGUGGCUGCUAUCUGACCUACAGUAUCAUCACAAAUGGUAUCGAGAAAAUUGGACUUACUCAAACAAAUAUCAUUCUGUCGUUUAUAUGGUGCUUCUUCUAUUACCUGGACGCUAUAAUCAAUCUCUUCAUUGUCCUAAAUGUCCAGGAUGAUCAUAAGAAGAUGAUGCGACUGUUGGAGGAGCGAACUCUGUUUGCAUCUGGCUUGGAUGUCCGUCUGGAAGAGACUUUUGAAAGCCUACAGCUGCAGCUUAUAAGAAAUCCUCUCAAAAUGGAAGUCAUGAAAUUGUUUUCCGUAACUCGGAGCAUGACCACGGCCAUGUGCGGAUCUCUAAUAACUCACUCAAUAUUUUUGAUUCAAUAUGACAUGGAAUAUUUUUAG